This is a messenger RNA of Sipha flava (yellow sugarcane aphid), 2304 nucleotides long. Its product is annotated as ubiquitin-conjugating enzyme E2 R2. Gene Ontology annotation, molecular function: ubiquitin conjugating enzyme activity. The coding region runs from base 1252 to 1980 and encodes 242 amino acids. Gene Ontology annotation, biological process: protein polyubiquitination; ubiquitin-dependent protein catabolic process. The record is from RefSeq and is a predicted model, not a curated record. The transcript has 5 exons. NCBI's taxonomy places the organism in Eukaryota, Metazoa, Arthropoda, Insecta, Hemiptera, Aphididae.
ACACGCGCGUCCCGCACUUGCACUCGAACGCAAAACAACGUAUUAUCAUCAUCAUCAUUAUUAUUAUUAUUAUUAUUACACGCAAAUAGAUACGCAUUGCACCGUCCGAGUAUACACGUUUAUAUUGUGUUACACGCUCGGCCCACUCGUGUGUUACAUUGUUAGCGUGCGCGUGCGUGCGUUGCACACGCGGACCACGAAAUUUUCCAUCUCGCUCUGUUUUCCCAUCACCGAGAAAUCUGUCUCUCUCUCACUAUCGUUCCGCUCUCACCUCUCGAUGCCGUUUUCACGUCGUCGGGGCUACGACGACACUAUCAAUCCGUCCGGAUUCGAGACACGCGCGCGCGACCACGACUACGCUGCAGCUAAGGCCGCCGCCACCAGCAGCACAUCGCCGCGACAGCAGGUUCUUCUACGCCGCCGUCUAGUCCGUGAUAAUACACUAUCGUGUGCACACUCGAUUUUAUAAAAUCCUGUUAACCGCAUUUUACUUAUAAAUAUAUAAAGGAGUCUCCGUUAUCGCACUCGUUCCGUAUUGUUGUGUCGAUCGGGUUUUUUUUUUUUUUUUAUUAUUCUUUUUGUUCUCCAAAUCUUCCCCGUUCGUUUUUCUUCCGCUUACCGCUCUUCCAAAGACGCUUGUGUUCGUGUAUGUAUGUGCGUGCGUGUGUGUGUGUGUGUGUGUGUGUGAGUGUACGCACCGCGCUGCUGUCGGUGAGUGCGAGGCGAGUGCGCGUGUGCAGUGUAUAAAACGGUGCUCGCGAAUCGGUUUUAUCGUACGAAAUAAAUUAAAAAUAAAACUCGCGUAGACAUAAAUUUCGUAGACGGCGCGUCAUUACUAUCAGCUGAAGGGGGAAAAAAAAAUAAAUACCAACACACACGCACACAUACCACACAUAUGUGCUCACGCGUACCGUACGUUUACGACGGCAGCAAUUUAUAAAUACAAAAUAUUAUACGUCGUUUUCCCGACACGGUACCCCGUGAACGGUUAUAGUGGAUUUUUACAAUCAUUGCAACCGUAAUAGUUUUAACUUAAUAACGACGUGUCUCGACAAUAAUGCGCAGUGUAUUAAUCGUCGGUUGAUUCGUUACACUCGUGUUUUUGUGAACCGUUUUUUUUUGUUCUACAUAAUACAUAUAUUUUACGUAACGCAUUACUACACCUGACGUUCGUACGUAUACUCGAUUUAACGCGGUGGUCGUCCACCAGACGACGACCUCAGUGUUCGUAGUUUGUACGCAAACACAUUGAUGGCUAACAAUCAGAAUCUGUCGACAAGCGCCCACAGAGCACUAGCUCACGAGUACAAAAGUCUGCAAGAAGAACCCGUCGAGGGUUUCCGGGUAAAACUCAUCGAGGACAAUCUCAGAGAAUGGGAAGUGGCUAUAUUUGGACCACCAGAAACCCUUUAUCAAGGAGGAUACUUCAAGGCAUACAUGAAGUUUCCAGCAGAUUAUCCAUAUUCUCCACCUACAAUUAGAUUUCUGACUAAAGUAUGGCAUCCUAAUGUAUACGAGAAUGGUGAUUUAUGUAUUUCAAUUCUUCAUCCACCAAUAGAUGAUCCACAAUCUGGAGAGUUACCAUGUGAAAGGUGGAAUCCUACCCAAAGUGUCAGGACAGUAUUACUCUCUGUGAUUUCUCUUCUGAAUGAACCAAAUACAUUCAGUCCUGCUAAUGUAGAUGCUUCCAUCAUGUACAGACGAUGGAAAGAUUCAAAAGGCAAAGAUAAAGAAUAUGAAAAUAUUAUCAAAAAACAAGUGGUUAGUGGUCGAUUAGAGGCUGAAAGAGAUGGUGUCGUGGUUCCACUAACAUUAGAAGAUUAUUGUAAAGUGAGUUCCACUGCUCGUUCUUCGACUUCAGCUGCUGCAAUGGACAGUGAUUUUUAUGUGGAAGACUAUGAUUUAGAUGUAGAAUCUGAUGCAAAUUCUGAAGAUGAGUAUCAGGAUGAUGCUACUGAUAGUGGCAAUGGUGAAUCAUGAAACCAAAUGACUGUUAGGCAUUUACAACAAAUUAAACAAUAUUUAAAAACCUGACUUAAUAAAUAUGAAUGAACAUUUGUCUGCAUUAGACAAAGUAACUUAAACUGAUGGGUUUAAUGCUCUGUGGUGAGUAAUGGUCUUUGCAUGUGAUCUAAAAAAUUGAAACAGUAAUUGUUGACAUUGUUCUUAUAUCUUGCAGUCUCUUAUACAUAGUAGACUUCAUAUAUAUAUAUAUUUUUUUUUCUUUCUUUCAAUUUUGAUGCGUUAACUGUGUACAUUUGAUAUAAUAAACAACUAUUAAAAAUAUAUAUUAAUAACAUCAUA